Molecule: messenger RNA, 597 nt
Organism: Prorocentrum cordatum
Lineage: Eukaryota; Dinophyceae; Prorocentrales; Prorocentraceae
Source: the annotation of a GenBank genome assembly
AUGUUGGACCCCCGUGGAGCGGGAGCAUGGGGACGUGGUUUGUCACCCCUGGCAAGCGGGGGGUCAGCGGACAUGGUCGAAGAGGGGGGCGACAAGAUUGUGUGGGUCUGCACGGCCGUGUCGGUGGGUUUUGCUGGCUACAAGGGCUACGUGCUCCUUGCGCCGCUCGUGCUGGAGGACGUGCAGGACGCGGACACUUCCAGCUGCAACGAGGAGGACGGGGUGAUCGGGGUCCUCAUGCUGCUGUUCGCGUCCAUCCUGGGAGUAUUUCUUUCCAGGUGCAAGGACUUGGCUGUGGCCAGCGGGUAUGUACAGGCGGCCGCCGAGUGCGUGUUCCAGGUGUCUGGGCUGCUGCUGGAGCCGCUGAUCUCUCUCGUCGUCAAGCUGCUUCUCCCGAUCCAGCUGCUCGCCUCGUUCUUCCUCUUCCUGUCGACCGGAUUCAGGCGCGAUGAUAUGGGAGACCUGGUGAUCGAGUUCGACGAAGACUGCCCAGGCGUGGAGGCCAUCGUGUAUUACAUCGAGAGGGCUUCUGCUACGCCCUCUCGCGCUACGUCCUCUCCUAUGCGACGCAGCUUGCGUGGUGGCGGAUCGUACUGA